Molecule: messenger RNA, 665 nt
Organism: Cylicostephanus goldi
Lineage: Eukaryota; Metazoa; Nematoda; Chromadorea; Rhabditida; Strongylidae
Source: the annotation of a GenBank genome assembly
AUGGUGGAGUUUGAAACUUUGAAGAAGGGCUAUCAAACAGUCGUCGUCGGUUACUUCCCUUUCAAGGAUAUGCAUACACCUGAGGGGUAUCGUGUAUUCGCGGCAGCCGGUAUGAUGUUGAUGACAGGCACACCUGAAGACGAUUCUACAUGUUUCGUAGUCGUCACGCGCAACGAAUUAGCUCAUCAAUUGGGCAUGCGAUUUGAGGGUGACAUACAGUUGUACAUUUCUGAAGGUCAUGUAUAUUCGUGGUCUUUCACAAAGACGAAGACAGCUGAAAAUGUAGCGGAAUGGGUUCGCGAGAAGCGUGCAGAGGUAGCGCCUGUCAGAUGGAUUCACUUCAAUAGAAACACGGAGCUGAUGACAUCCCAGUUUUGGCAUUUACUCAACAAGUCUUCUGUCUUGCUGCUUAUCACUCCUUUGGGUCGCAUCUACCGGUCUCAGCCGGAUGUCACUCUUUUCUCGGAGUUGGCUAAAGAGUACUGCAACUGCGAACAAGAGAGCAUCUUGCGAAUGAAUCACGAUUCGGUUACAAGCAGCCCACCGUCACCGCACGAUGAGCUUCUAAAUGAUAAGCAAGCUUGUUCUGAAGCUACAGAAGGGAUAGUCAAGGUAAGCAAGCAAGAAGGAAUCUAUUCAGAAAUAAUAGCCGAUUAUUUAUGAAC